Trichoderma aggressivum f. europaeum is the source of this 2634-nucleotide messenger RNA. RefSeq lists its product as uncharacterized. The transcript has a single exon. The record is from RefSeq and is a predicted model, not a curated record. Bases 1 to 2634 code for a protein of 877 amino acids. Lineage: Eukaryota; Fungi; Ascomycota; Sordariomycetes; Hypocreales; Hypocreaceae.
AUGGCUGCAGCUGAAGAUCCGGCUCAGGCUCAGGCCCAAGAGGUGCCCUGGUUCCUAAAGACAUCAUACCCCGUCCUUUUCCCUACCCACGAUGCCUUGUUUAAAUCGCCUGCCGUCUUUGACAGUUAUCUCUUCGAUGAACUGCGGGGUGAAUAUGGGGUGAUGUCAAUGGAGUCCCUGAAAAUGGAAGACUCGAUGGACGGCAUCACUCUGGCUGACAAAGAGAAGGAAUCAGCCCAAACCGAUCGGAAAAGGGAGGACGAAGAGUUUCUCAACCGCAUGUUGACGGAGAACUCGGACGUCGCCUUUAUAUCUACUCAAAAUGCACUGGUCGACCUCUUCUUCGAAAUGGAAGAAGCCGUUUCUGGUCCUCGGCUGAAGGAGCUGCUCGACGCUGCCUGGGCUGUACACCCACUCAUUACUCUGAAAGUCAUCUUCAAUGCGCGCUCAAUACACCUGGGCAAGAGCUCGAAAAACGUCUUCUACCGUGCCGCAGGAUGGCUGGCGCAAAACCACCCGCUCACGCUGGCUGGUAACUUGAGAUGGCUUAGCCGGCCCAUCAUCGAGAAGAAGGUCCAAAAGGAGGGUGAGAAUGAUGAAGGAUUUAUCAAGGUGGAAAAGCGUGAGGGAGAUGAGAACGCGGUAGAUCAGUAUGAUGUUCGGCACGGAGUCUCGCAUGGUUACUGGAAAGACGUGUUGAAUAUCCUUGUUUUGGCGAUGGAGAAGAAGCUGGAUGUGCUUGAGAACCCCAGGGAUGUCUUGAAUGUGGAAGACGAGGAGAUCAAGAACUCUGUGCUGGCGAGACGGAAAAGGAAGAAGGAUGGUGUGAGCUCUUCGCCGCCGAGAAGAAGGACCGCUCGAUCAGCCAAUUCAGCAAAACGCGCAGCCGCCAUUGAGGCUGCUAAGCAGAGGGCAAAGGCCAAGGAGAUGCGAGCGAAGCCCAACAGACACAUCUUGGAAGAUCAGACAGUCCGCAUUGGAAACCCCGAAUUCGCUCAGCAAGUCGCGGCCUUUGAGGAGUCUCAGGCAAGAGCUGAGGCGGCUCGAUUAAGGGCUGUGAAGCGAGAGCUGAAAGCCACACAGCCGACACAUGCCCUGGAGGAAGAGACGGUACGGAUAGGAAACCUCAAGUUGGCCAGGCAUCGGGAUCGAGAUGAUCGGCAUGCGGCCUCCAUGGACAGGUUCAACACCAAUGCCGUUUACCGAACUUUACAUGUCACUGUUGCGCGACUCUUUGCUGAGCAGCUUCACUCUGACUUGGCUGCUCUCCGGGACUCUGAUCCCAGAGCCAAAAGGGGCAUCUCGCUCUGUGCAAAAUGGGCUCCUUCACAUGGCAAUUUCCACGACAGACACACCUGCAUCAUCAGCUCCAUCGCCGAGAUCCUGUAUCCCCAAGAGUCGCUCGCCAGUGUGGUCUCUGCAGCGGAUAGUCGGGAGGUAUAUCUGCGUUACGCACGAGAGCAGUAUCGCAAGGACGUGUCCGCCCUGAGAAAGCACCUCGAGGUCGUGGAGCGGGAUAUUAGCGCCUGUACCUUUGACAAUAUCAAGUACGACCGCGUGCCGUCUAUUGCCAUGAAGAACUACACUCGUCUCUUCAUUGACAAGGACAUGGAUCGCUUCCAAGAGUACGUUGGCAAGGUUUCCGAGGGAAAGGCCAAUAUCUCGGGCGCCGUCUUAUUGCCCUCUACACUAGUUUGCACUGCAGCGAAGGCUCCCACAUACACUCCGAAGAAUCUGAGCCAACAGGAGCUAUUAAAUCGCACCAUAAAGGAAAUGGAGGCCAAGGUUGCCGACGGCCAGUGGAAGACGCUUGUUCAGCGGAUAAAGGACUCGGGCACUCUGUCUUCGUGCAUUGCGGUGUGCGAUGUUUCUGGAAGCAUGGGCAGCCCUGUCUUCAAGGACGGCACCACGCCCAUGCACUCUGCGGUUGGACUGUCUCUUUUGGUUGCGGAGGUGACUGAAGAGCCGUUUGGCGGCAAGUUCAUCACGUUCCACUCGCAGCCGUCAAUGAAGUCUAUCAAUGUGAACUGGACGUUUCCCGAGAAGGUUCAGCAGAUUAUGGCUGCGGAGUGGGGUGGGAACACGGAUUUCGUGGCUGUUUUCGAACAGUUGAUUCUGCCCCUGGCCAUCAAAAACAACCUGAAGCAGAAGGACAUGGUGAAGCGCGUCUUUGUAUUCAGUGACAUGCAGUUCGACCAGGCAGAGAGCAACUACGGCUAUUACGUUUCGAACGGACCUCAAAAACCGGAGGCAUGGGCGUCGUCCUAUGAUAGGAUCAAGGCGAAAUACGAGGAGCACGGUUACGAGCUGCCGGAGCUCGUGUUUUGGAAUCUCGCGGGUGGGAGAGCGGGUGGGACUGCGCCGAAGCCGGUGCUUGCGGGGGAGGCGGGCACGGCGUUGGUGAGCGGAUAUUCGCAGGGCAUGUUGAAGGUGUUUAUGGAUAAUGGAAUGUUUGAGGUCGAGGAGGAGGAGGAGGAGGAGGGAGAAGUAGAUGUGAAGGAUAAGGAUGAAGAUGAGGAUAUGGUGGGGAUUACGGCGACUGAGAAGCCGAAGAAGAAGAAGAUGAAUCCUUUGGCGACGGUUAAGAAGGCGAUUUCGCACAAGGCGUACGAUAUGCUUAAAGUAAUGGACUAA